AUGGCUGUGAGUAUCAGAACCAUUGCUAUUAUAGUGGCAGCGCUUGGUGUCAAGGCUUUUGUAUUUGGAAUUCUAGCUGAAAUCAAAAAGCCUGCUUCUGGAGAGGCUAGCAUGUCGAAAGGAGUUGUUACCUGCAAAUAUCCAUCAGACCCAUCAGUCUUUUUUGGCUUCUUAUCGAUCGCAGCACUCGUUGCUUGCACAUUGGUUGGAGUCUAUUCUAUACUUUAUCCUUACAAAGGCAAACCUGUUCCUUACAAGGCUUUGUUUCACGGCACUGCCAUGCUUGUGUUCUUCCAAAUUGCCCUGUUGGUGUCCAUGUUGGCUGUAGGGAUGCUGCUGUGGGCAACAACCACUGAGAUCAUUCACUUGACAAAGAACGUGCAUCAUCAUAACAUGGCUAAAUGUCCGACAGCCAAGACUGGCCUUUUUGGUGGUGCUGCCUUCUUGGCUUUGGAUGCUUCCCUCUUCUGGCUAAUUUGCUUAAUGCUCGCAAGCAAUGCCAGAGAGGAUUACUUUGGUGAGGCAGAAGACGAUCAGAAAGGUGAAUAUGGCCAAGUUCUAAUUACAGAAUAUGAGACCAAGGAAGAAAGCAAAGCUCGAAAGUUUUAA
Dovyalis caffra is the source of this 609-nucleotide messenger RNA. The record is from the annotation of a GenBank genome assembly. NCBI's taxonomy places the organism in Eukaryota, Viridiplantae, Streptophyta, Magnoliopsida, Malpighiales, Salicaceae.